AUGAGCAAGAAGUACCAGUCGGAGAACGUCCCAGAGGUGGAGAAUCACAUUUCUCACAAAUAUGAAAUCAAGAAGAGAAUUGGGAAAGGGGCGUACGGCAUUGUAUGGAAAGCUGUUGACAGACAAACUGGGGAGAUCGUGGCAGUGAAGAAAAUCUUUGAUGCUUUCAGAAACAGAACAGAUGCCCAGCGAACAUACAGAGAAAUCAUGUUCCUCCAGGAGUUUGGAGAUCACGCCAACAUUGUCAAGCUUCUCGACAUCAUCCAAGCACAAAAUGAUAAAGACAUUUACCUCGUCUUUGAAUACAUGGAUACGGACCUGCACGCUGUGAUAAAGAAAGGCUCUCUUCUGAAGGAUAUUCAUAAGCGUUACGUCAUGUACCAGCUCUUCAAAGCUAUCAAAUAUCUCCAUUCAGGAAAUGUUAUUCACAGAGACCAAAAGCCUUCCAACGUGCUCCUGGACUCAGACUGUAUUGUCAAGCUUUGUGAUUUUGGCUUGGCCAGAUCGCUCAACCAGAUCCAAGAGGACAGCGUGAACCCGGCGCUGACGGAGUACGUGGCCACGCGGUGGUACCGAGCCCCUGAGAUCCUACUGGGAUCCACAAGGUACACUAAAGGUGUGGACAUGUGGAGCCUGGGCUGCAUCCUGGGAGAAAUGCUGCUGGGAAAAGCCCUGUUUCCUGGAUUAUCCACCAUCAACCAAAUAGAGAAGAUCAUGAGUGCCAUACCUCACCCAAGUCCAGAAGAUAUUCUCGCCAUCAGGUCCGAAUACGGAUCUUCUGUCAUUCAGAGGAUGUUACUGAAACCACAGGUGCCUUUGGAGGAUCUUUUCCAGCCGUCUGUGCCUCCUGACGCUCUUGACCUGCUGAAGGGAUUGCUCGUUUUCAACCCAGACAAGCGUCUGACUGCAGAGCAGGCCCUUCAGCACCCAUAUGUCGCCAGGUUUCAUAAUCCAGCCAAAGAACCAGCUCUCAGCUCCGAUCUAGUGCUGCCAGUGGACGAUGAUGUGCAGUUAUCUGUGGUUCAGUACCGCAACAAAGUAUAUGAGAUGAUCCUGGAGAGAAGAUCUAACCAUGGGAUGCCUAAUGGAGGUUGUUCGGGGAAUCAAGAGUCAACCAGCGCGAGGUGUGAUCAGGGAGAUAAGAGCCCAGGAGCAGCAAGCAACCAUGAAGAUGACAACCCUAAAGAGAAAACACAGCGUGAGCAGAAUAAGAAGACAAACCGUGUUGCUUCACGUCCAGAUGUCAACAAAACUGGGGUUGUGAAUUCAUCUGCUGCAGAGAAGAUGAGCCCAAAAGUUGGAAAACCCACAUUUAACCCCAUCACACAUGUUUCAAAUGGUUUUGGGUGGGUUCCAACUGGUGCAGCUCGUUACAGUCAGCCCACAGCAGCCUGCAGGAAAGCAGAGCAGAACGCUGUAACCACAGCACCAGCAGAGGGCUGCAGCCCUAUUCUGUCUAUGGACCAGAUUCUGCAGCGUGGCCGCUUAGCUCCUCCUAUCCACAACCACUCCUUCUCCUUGACCCUAAACCAAACACAGAAUAAUCCUUUAGUCCGCAAGGAUGAGAGGUCUAUGUCUGCUGGGCUGCACAUCACUUCAGCUCGACUGGUCGGUCCAUCAGGACAGGGAAAUCAUAAUAUCUAA
Messenger RNA from Nematolebias whitei (Rio pearlfish), 1644 nucleotides. It is a transcript of the gene mapk15, whose product is annotated as mitogen-activated protein kinase 15. NCBI's taxonomy places the organism in Eukaryota, Metazoa, Chordata, Actinopteri, Cyprinodontiformes, Rivulidae. Gene Ontology annotation, molecular function: MAP kinase activity; ATP binding. The transcript has 13 exons. The coding region runs from base 1 to 1644 and encodes 547 amino acids. The record is from RefSeq and is a predicted model, not a curated record. Gene Ontology annotation, cellular component: nucleus; cytoplasm. Gene Ontology annotation, biological process: intracellular signal transduction; protein phosphorylation.